Molecule: messenger RNA, 2095 nt
Organism: Patella vulgata (common limpet)
Lineage: Eukaryota; Metazoa; Mollusca; Gastropoda; Patellidae
Product: AP-5 complex subunit mu-1
Exons: 11
Coding region: 1-1155 (384 amino acids)
Biological process (GO): endosomal transport
Cellular component (GO): lysosome; cytosol; AP-type membrane coat adaptor complex
Source: RefSeq, a predicted model, not a curated record
AUGACGGCAUGUAUCUGUGUUGGAGUCAGCAUUGAUAAAUUUUAUGCCUUUCUUAUUUUUGACAGCCCAAGUAUAUCUUUGGCAUUUUGCUUUCUUAGAAGUCUGACAGAUUUUAUUAGAGUGACAUCUAGUCAAGAGUUAAAUAUCAGAUUAAAUGAAUUACCAGCAUUUAUAAAUGAGGCAGCACCAUUUGGUUCACCAAGAGAUACGGACUGUGACAGUAUAUUGGCUAAAUUAUCAGAUAAAUCAUCAUCUAUACCUAAAUCCCAAAAGCAACCUGCAUGGAAACCAGUCUUACAUACAGGAAAAUCUAGUAUUUAUCUAUCAGUAUCAGAGUGUAUACAAGCUGUCCAAUGUGAACAUGAAGAUGUUAAAGAUGUGUGGGAAGUAUAUGGUACUAUUACAUGUAAAGCUGAACUAGAGGGUGCUACACCAGAUGUUACACUAAAUAUAUCCCAUUUAAAUGAGGGUAUAGUCGCACCAUUAGAUCAUCUUGUUAUACAUCCAUGUGUACAGAGUGCUGAUUCUCAUAUUAUACCCAAAGACAAUAAAAUUGUUCGACCAACACCAAGAAGAGUUCGUUUUAUUCCACCAUCAGAUAGUUUUACUCUGUGUCAUUAUACAGUUUGUAGUAUACAAGAAUUACCUAUAUUCGGUGUUUAUCAUAUGAAGUGUGAUCAGAAAUCUGCUAAAAUAUCUGUUACAUUACAAUUAAGUGACCAAGUUAAAAAUAGUUUUGAAUAUGCAGAACUUCAAUUGCCAUUCUUUAAUAGGGGUAUUAUAUCUAUAGUUGAUAGUAAUCCAUCACAAGGUAGUCUUCUAGUAUCACCUGAUAGAAGAAUACUUGUAUGGAAUAUAGGCCAGAAAUUCCCAAGUAAAAGCUUAGAUGCCUCUUUGACUGCCAAUAUACAAUUUACAGACACUGGAACUAAUGCUAAUCUUUCAGAAGCAGAGUGUUUCUGUACAGCACAGAAUGCCUAUUGUCAGUUAUAUUUUAAGAUAAAUGACUUUACCUAUUCUGGAUGUUAUAUAGAUACUAAAUCCUUACAAGUCUCACCAAAUACCAAAUUUAAACUUACAAUAAAUAGAGAAUUCUUAUCCAAAACUUAUAAAAUCUGGAAUUCUUAUGGCGGUGUUUUAACUACAGGAAAGUGAAAGGAAAUGCCAGUCUGUGAUAAUACCCUGGGUGUCAUUGAUAAUAUUUGGCUCUUCUCAUAAUUUCAUUUUUAAAAUUCAAAUUCUUGAUAAUAUUACAUAAACCUUUGCCAAUUUAUAUAUCUUAUAGUAUUCAAAAAAGAUUGAAAUUAACCCUGGUUGCUCAAAGCUGUGUUUCAUCCAAUUUAGAUUCAGACCUUGUGGGUAUUAUCAAAAAGAGGCUGAAGAUCAAAGUCUGCAGCUGGGGGUAGUGGUUUUUGGUGGUUAUAAUGUUUUUCUUUUUGUACUCAUGCACAGAAGCAAUCAAAUUAGAAAUUAAAAAUCACUUACUGAAGCAAUCUAAUUAAAUAUAAAAAUCAUUUACUGAAGCAAUAAUGAUAGUACUGACUACUUCUCACAUUGCAAUAUGGUUUCAGUAGGUCUCACUAUUAUUUAUAAAAGAUGCAAUAAAAAGGAGAUUUAGCAUCCUACUUUUUUCCAUCAACGAGGCUAAUGAGGAGGGGCAUAUGCUAUGCAGUGCACUAUGAAAGAAAAUGUGCGUGGACAGUGCUGUUUCCACCUACACUUGUUUGAAUUCCAAAUUCUAAGGGUUCUUUUAUGUGCACGUCAACAUAUAGGCCUACAUAGGACCUUGUUUUCUUGUACUACCCGAAGGACUAAAUGCUGUUGUCUGUCCUGCACCACUAACCUUCUCACUGACAAGGGGGAAACCAGGCUGGAAAACCCCAAGGAACUUUCUCUGCUAGGAUUGAAUCUUGGACCACCAGCUUACUGAGACAAGCCACGGUGGCCCAGUAAAAGAUAAAUCAAUAAAAGUAUCCUAUGAAACAUAUAUUGUUUGUUGGACUAUAAAUAGUUUGUAUAUAAUAACAUUAUGUGUAUAAAAUACUUGUAUUAUAAUUUGUAUAUAAAAUAAUACAGAUAUAAACUUUAACUUAUA